CGAUAACGUACCUACUAGCAAAUGGAAGCGUAGAGAUUAUGAAGAUUUUAAUUUAAGGUUGUUGAAAGAUACACAUCCGAAGAUGUUAGCAAAAAAAAGAGAAGAACUAAUAACGAAGAAUAUGUAA
Funneliformis caledonium is the source of this 127-nucleotide messenger RNA. Lineage: Eukaryota; Fungi; Glomeromycota; Glomeromycetes; Glomerales; Glomeraceae. The record is from the annotation of a GenBank genome assembly.